Molecule: messenger RNA, 5670 nt
Organism: Schistosoma rodhaini
Lineage: Eukaryota; Metazoa; Platyhelminthes; Trematoda; Strigeidida; Schistosomatidae
Source: the annotation of a GenBank genome assembly
CAAGAAUUAAAUAAUAAGUGUUAAAUUUCUGUUUUGUUUAUCCAACUCAACUUUAAUUAACCUUCCGUAGUGUUGGUUUUAACUUCAUUGGUUAUGGAUUAUUAUUUUGUCAAAAUAUUUAGGACGCCUUAUUAUUAGAAAGCUCUCAUAAGAUGGUUAAAGUUUAUUGUACGGUAUGUCAUAAACGAUGUAAAGGUGAUGUAUUGAAAAUUGAACAACAAUUUGUUCAUUACAAAUGUUUUCAAUGUAUCAAAUGUUGUAAAAAUUUAAAACAAGGUGGAUUCUUUGUUAAAGAUCAAAAUUUCUAUUGUCCAAAUGAUUAUCAAACACAAUUUGGUGUAAGAUGUGAAACGUGUCAGGGUUAUGUAGAAGGUGAAGUUGUUACAGUAUUGGGGAAAACUUUUCAUACUCAUUGUUUUCGUUGUACAACAUGCAGACGUUUAUUCAAUUCAGGAGAACGAACUACUAUAGUGGAUGGAUCUUAUUAUUGUAUGUCAUGUUCAUCAAAUCUUACAAAUGGUGAUGUACUGCAUAAAACUGUCGGUAGUAACACUCGUGAUGGUACUGCUGCGGCUGCUACUAUUACUAAUGGUUCGAAUGGUGUCUGUUCUACUUCAUCUUCACCAUCAUCUAAUUCUCCUUCAUCAAAAUCAGAUCAAUUUAAUCCAUUAUCGUUGUCAACAUCUGGUCAUCAAUCACAAACAUUACCUACAAUAAGAACUUCUCCCUCUUCUACACCGAUACAUCAUCCAAUUAAUCAUACCGAUGAUAGUAACACUCAAAAUCAUAAUCAUUAUCAACAAAAUCUCAUUACUGAUGCUAAUCUUAAAUCAUUUACAUCUCUUAAUGAUCAACUUAGUGUACAAAUUCAUGAAAAUGGGUGUUCAAUUCCUGGCAGUGAAUACCAUAAACAGAAGUUAGAAGAACAUGGUAUGGGACCAGUAACAAUUGAUACUUUACUAUCUACUACACCUGGACAAACUAUAUCACCUAAUUCAUUUACACCAUCAGCAUGUGAACGACGUAUCUGUCCACCAGGUGUUGAUUAUGGUCGUCAAUAUCCUAUAUCUUAUCUUCAAUUAGCAGAACAAGGUUUUACAGCUAUAAUGAGUAGUGAAGAAUUAAAUCCAAAUAUGAGUAAUGAAAAUAUUGGUCAUCGAUCUAGAUCAUUAGCAAGAUCUAAUAAUUUCAGUUCAUCACAUCAUACACCAAGUCAUCAACAUGUAUCAAGAAGAGAUGUAGUUAGAUCAGCGACAAGUAAUUCUAUGCCGUUCCGACGUUUAAAUGAUAUUGAAUUACAAAAGCAAGUAAAUGGAUGUAGCCCAUCUAAAUUACCAAGUUAUAGUGGUACAUCGAUAUCUGUUGGAGUAUCGAACACACCGAUCUCACUAACAGGUCGACCUAAACGUGAUAUGUAUGUUCGACAACGUCAACUUUCACCUGGUUCCAGUUCUCUUGGGUCUGGUCUUAUGGGUUUCCGUCGUUCAGAACGAAUGAAUUCAUCCACAUUACCACCAGGCUUAGAAAAUAUACGCCAAUCAACAGGUCGUUAUUCUUGUCGAUCUACUCCGAAUGUAACUGGGAAACGUGGAAUGACUCAGUUAGCUGAAUCACUUGUUCGACCUCGACUUGAUCGUACUGCUAGUCCACCAUCUGCUACACUUUAUUGGUCUGAAGCCCGAAGACUUGCUUCUUUCCCAAAUGCUCGUUUACCAGAUUCCAAUAGUUUACCGGCUAUAGACAGAUAUGAUUUUCCUGCUCCACCUUCACCAGCUGUUGUUAUGAUUGAUAAACGUCGUGAGAAACGUAUGACUGGUGUACAGUCAAUUGGUGUAGAUAGUAGAAAUGGUACUCUAAGAAAUGGAACAAUGACAUCAGUCGAUACAGACUGGACCGAUCGUGAUCCAGUACUAAAUGCUAAACUAGAUCGAAUUGAUGCUGAAAUUGAGACAUUGAAACGAUUAGGUGAAAGUUCCGGUAUUACAGCGGCUCUUAUUCAAGAAUUGGAAGCCAGUAAAUCACAUGUUCAUGAAACAGAUUUAGAUCCAAUUUCUGCUUCACGAUCACCGAAUGCAAAUGUAGAGCCUGGUUACAAAACACGAUAUAGACGGCAUGGAUAUACAUCUCCGUCACGUGAUACUAGGAGAGAUCGUCGAAGUGGUCAUAAUUUAUCUUAUCGAUUGGAAUAUUCCAGCACCGGUGGACGUUCAGGAACUAUACCCAGCUUCCCAUCAAGAUACGAUCAUGAGUAUGCAGUCAGACAACAUGGUCAAUACAUGAGAUCAACUUAUUCAGCUCCACGUCCUGGCUACACUUCUGGAAUACUCUAUGGUCGAGCGGUUAGCUUACCUCGACCAUUUAUCGGUGCAGAAAAUGGUGAUACACUGCUAGAUCAAAGUACAUUAUCGGGACAUGUUCCAGUUGCAAGUUCAGGUAUACGUGGAUCUUUAUCAACAACUUUAAGAACAAUUCCAUCACGUCAUAGUUAUCAUCCAGGUGGACAUUCCAAUCAUUCAGGUGAAGCUAUCAAUGGUCCUGAUCGUACAGUUACUGUAUCGGAAUCAUUGAAUACUAAUUUUAUCGAAAAUGAAUCACGUCCAAUUGCCUUUCAUGAUGGAUUAGGUUCAUUGACAACAUCAGGUUUAUCAAUGGAUGGCUUUAUGGCAGAAUCCGGUGAUGAUAUAACUAUUACUAGUCCACUUAAUGGUUAUUUUUUAAAAUCUAGGACUGUAGCUGGUCUGCCUAGUUCUGUAACAGGUCUUCGACCAGUUGGCUUACCACCACAUCAUCCUUAUCAUCAUCAUCAUUACAAAAGUAGUACUUCAGCGAUGAGGCGUGGACGUACUAGUACUCCAGCACCAGCUACAGGUGGUAGUGGUAUGGGUUAUUUAACUGAUCCUGAUCUACUAGAUAUUGAUGCUUAUCCGUCUGUACAAAGUUGGUUAAGGCCUACUGCAUCAUCAUCGAAAUAUGAAAAGUCUUUCAAAAUUUAUCCUUAUGAAAUGUUAAAAUCAUCAUCAAAUCAAUUAUUGAAAGGGGUGGAUAGAACACAGUUAGAGUGUUAUUUAUCAACGGAUGAAUUUGAACGUUUAUUCAACAUGUGCCCUGAAGCAUUUCAACGGUUACCUGAAUGGAAAAGAAAUGAUUUAAAAAAGAAAUUAGAUUUAUUAUAAUCAAUUUAUUUAAAUGAUGAACAAACGUUUCCCAAUCAAAUAAAAACCGAUUGAUGAUGAUGAUGAUGAUGAGGAUAACAAUAACAAUAAUGAUGAAUAUGUUCCAAGAAGUAAUAGAACUAAUUUAUUGAUUUUAUUUAUUCAAUAUUUAAGAAUGAAAAAAACAAACACCCAGUUAAUUUCUAAUUUUAUUCCUCUUAUCAUCUUUGAUUCGAAUAUGUUUGAACAAGUAUGAGGAUAUAUAAUUGAAAUAUGUAUCAACUUCUUCUUCUUCUUCUUAUCCUUUUUUGUUCUUGAUAAAUUUCAUCAUAUGGCACAAUAUCUUCAUGUUUGUCACCUGCACUACAUUUUGUAUGUGUGUGUGUGUGUGUGUGUGCGUGUAUUCAUAAGGCAUCAGUAAGAGUUUGUAACGAUCUCCGACAUCGUCAUCCUGAUCAAUAUAACACUGAUAGUAGCUCCAUUACAUCUAUUUGAUAAAAAGGAAACAAAAUUGAAUGAUACGGUUAAUUUAUUCGACUUUUAUUUCGUUCUUUUUUUUUAUUUAUUGUUCAAUUGUAUUCUAUUUCUCUUUCUUUUUUUUUUUUUGUUUUGUAAAAUAAUAAAAUGUCUUUUAUUUUUACAAAGAAUGUACACCAUUUUUCUAGACCAAUCAACCAACCAACCAACCAUUUUUUGUGUUGUAUUUUGAUUUUCUCAUUUUGCUUCUCUUAAUUCAAAUCAUUAAGAUUAUUUAUAUUCUUGAUGUGAACAUAAUGAUCAUCAUUAACAUUGUUAGAUAUAAGUAACAAAGUAUGACUAUAUCAAGAUUUCGGUAUUGUUUACUACUAAUGGAAUACAACUUGUAAUUCUGCUUGGGUAACCUUAUAAAAUCAAGAGUUUAUAUGUGUACAGUGCAUAUUAUUACUGUAAUCAUUAUUAUUAUUAUUAUUAAUACUAUUAACAAUGCACUUCAUCUUAACCCUGAUUUUGCAUAGGUAUUUACUCAAUUACAUCGUAUGUGCCUCUUUUCCCAUACAUAUAACUAUAUUUUGUUCGUAUCAACGUUAGUUUCUAUUUUAUGUUUUUGAUUUCUUUAAACUUGAACAAGUGAAUAAAUGUUUUCUUUUAAAGAUUAAUUCUUAUUUUCUCCCUCUUCUUAUCAUCUUUUAUUUAUAUUUCUACAUUAUAACAAAUUUUUAUCGCUUUUGUACAGCAAUUGUUGAAUGUAUUGAGAACGGCUACUCAAUACAUAUUUUCGGUUGAACAAACAAUCAAUCCAACCGUUAUGCAAAUGUUAUUCAUGUUAACUUUUUUCUGAUGCGAUAACUCUCCAUUGAUGUCAAUUAUCGAGACUUAUUGCUCAAUAUCUUUAAAGGGUAUACGUAUUCUACUUCACAAAGUGUAUGCAUGUCAAUGAUAACAUGAAACUAUGAGAAUAACAUUGACAUUUCAUUUAUGUCUGUAAUUUAUCACGUUUGAUGAAUUUAUAUGUGCAAGUGUAGUAGUAGUAGUAGUAUAUAUGAGAAAUAUAUUGUGUCGUCUUUAUUACAUUUUUUUUCAUUAUCUGUUAACAUUGGCUAUCAAUUGUUCAUAAAGUCUUUCUGUAGUAUGAUUCUUUCUAUCACUGACUAUUUCUUUUGCCUCCCAAUUCAAUUAGCUAUUUAUUUAAGUAUACAUUGCACACAAUGAUCUUGACUAUUAGAAUGUAGGUGAAGAAACACUUUUCAUUAAUAUAUAUAUAUAUAUACACCUUGAACUAGAAAAGAUGAUUCCUGCACAGUGAAGAUAAUUCUCAACUAUCUGUUUUAUUAAUUCAACUAACAAUUUGAACUUUCGCAGAAUUUCUUUAGUAGUCUUUUUUUUUACGUUGUCAUUGACGCUUUUCUCCAUUUUAACAAACAAACAUUCUAUGUUUGUUUGUUUUUUUUUCUGUCCAUUUCGAUGCUGACUACUUAUUCAUUCGGUAAUUGUUAAAGCCAAAACAAGAUUAGCUUUCUUUAAUGUAUAUGCACAGAUUUUUUUUUAAAAAAAAAAACGUAUGCAAAUACUCAUUUGCACGUAUACAAUUGCACAUUUAGAAAGUUCACUUUAAUCUGAUUUUUUUGUUUUUUUGUUUCCAGUCUGUUAGAAGAUUGUGCUGAACUUUUACUGUGUUAUUGAUGUUGAUGCAUUUUCUUUUAGUUGAUUCUUCUUAACCUUUUUUUUCUUUAAAAAAAAAAGGAGUUGUGUCUUUCUUUUCUCUCGGCUAAGUUUGUUUGCUAAUCUUACCUUCUUUUUUCUCUGUUAUUGUUGUUGUUGUUGUUGUUGUCUAUUUUGAUUGUCAAAUUAUUAUCUUAAUAUUAACAAAAAUGAAAUAGAGAAAUAUAAUUAUUAAAAUAUUAAAAAAAAAAGAAGUCAAAGAGCAAUGAGAAAAGUGUGUUUUUCUUUUCUUUUUUCUUUUUUUUUUCCUAAACGGAUACCAAAAAAAAUGGUUUUUAUUUCUUUAUCAUUUGCUUUCAUCAAUUGAAAUGUUUCUGUC